UAUUCUUUUUUAGAUUAUCAGUUUAUAUUUUUAGGGGCUAGUACUUCACAGUCUGUUCCACCAGCCAACACUCCUGCACAACAUAGCCAGCCUUCAAUUUCUAGUACAAGAAGUAAUUACAGUCCCAGUGUACCACUUCCGGCUGCACUUGGUAGACUCGCUACAACUGCAAUUAGUCCAUCAGAGGAGCAUAGUAGAGUGUUUCACUACAUGAAGGGGAAGACAAGGAUGACUGGAAAAGGAAAGGCUCCAAUAAAAAAAAUUCCAACCUGUACCAUGAAAUUCUGCUGUCUGGGCUGUGUUGACAGUGACAAGCCCCCCACCUCUGUCGCUGCGAAGACUGCCUUGGCAAAUUCUGGCUUAGGGCCAUCAAGCAUGACUUUUGAAAUGAAUGGGAAUGCAAUACACUCAAAACUUUUAGAGAGGUAUCCCAGACUCUCUCAUGCUGGUGGCUAUGAGCUCCUUCUCUACCAGAGAGGCGGUGAAGAGCAUGGAUUUCAUCAUCUGCCAGCACCACAUACUCCAUCAAGGAUAAAGGAAAUUGCAAAUGCUUCUGUGGUUUACAUCAGGCCAUUACAGCUUGACAUUCUGGAUGCAGAAGACCCAAGUAUGGACAACAUGAUGCAUCCUGCCCAAGAGGUCAGAAUAAAAACAUAAGUGGUUUACUGUUUAAACAUGUACCAGAAAAAGACCAGUCACUCUGCAAUGAAAAGACCUAAGUUAUUAACUGGAUAGUUUCAAUGAGAGUAAUUUAUUUUGUAAUUCAGUUUCCAUUUUUCUACACAUACUUUCUGCAAAUCGUGCAAAUGACAAUAUUAUUUGAGACAGUCAGUAACAAGCCUGUAAGUACCUGGGAAGCUCAGUAUUUUCCUUGACCAACUAGAUAAUAGCAGUGACACAGGAAUUGGGCAGUGAUCCAGCCUUAGUGGGAGCAAGUAGCAUGGGCUCCAUUGUGUUCUCAGAUGAAGACACGCAUUUUUUUUCAUACGACUUCGGGCUCGUCUAAACGAGCACUUUUUAUGUUAAAUUGUGCAUGUGGUAGUUUUUAUUUUAUUUCUUCAUUUGAGGAAAAUUUCCCGAUUUUUUUAUCUGCAUAAUAAAAAUGAGGAAACUUGCCCAAUUUUUUAUUUGACAAAAUAUUUGCUGAAAAGCUGGCAUGUUAGUUUUUAUGUGGCAAAUAAAAUUUGUCCAUGUAAACAUAAAAUGUGGCAAUUAUGAUGUUGCCAAUUGUUUCCAAGCCCCAGUGUGACCAAAAUGACAGCCUUGUUUUUAUUUGUAUCUCUGCUGUCCAAAGUCAUGACUGGCACAUAGAACAGCAAAUAUUUUCUGUUUCGUCCACACAAAGGAAUAUAUGUCACAGAAAAAUCAUGGAGACCCGACAUUAGUAUAACAUGUUUCUCAUAUAUGACAGACUGUAUUGAUUUAACAGGAUGAACCAAAGGUCAAGUGUGUCCAGUGCGACCAAGAAAUUGACAUGGGAAAACUAAGGCAUCACCAAGAACAGCAUCACCCAAGGAAAAGAUUGGUACUGUUCAUUAGAAUACAUGUAUAUAGGAUCAAUAUCCUUACCUGAUGCACAAUAUAGUUAGCAUAACACUCAGUUCUUCACAUUUUGGCUUUCAAAAGAUGGCUUUCAAUGGCCAAUUCUGGAUGUCAUCAAGAAGUCAUGUGAAAAUACAUAAAUUUUGUCACUACUGUUUCAACUGUUUAUUAAUAAUCACAAAUUUACAAAAAGCAAUAUCCACUGCCCGCAGUUAGCAGAUUAGCUAGUCGAGGCGAGCAGUGGUUACACGUAAGAAAAUACAUAUACAAAUAGAUCACAAGAAAGACUAGAGAAAAAGAGUAGUUCAAUAAAUAAGCAAAUAAAUAUAAAUAAAUUCAAUUUAAUUAAGUUUACAAUCACGGACAUUGCAAAUAUAAGAAGCCGAGUUUUCAGGAAAUUUUUGUUAUUAAGUCGGGUAAAUCAAUAUAAUCAUUUUCUUCUGAAAGUAUUCGGAGUAAAGUGUCGUGGACAUUGAUUUUAAAGUUAUUUUUGGACAUUUGAUAUUUUUUUUGCAAAAGAAAUUUGUCCCAGAGAAAGACAGAACAAAGCUCUGAAAAAAGAUAACACAUUUGCUUACCAGUUAAUAUAUGUUAUCAUUAUCUUACAUUUAAAGCGACAAUCAACGAUGAGUGAUCAUGUCUUGUUCAACGAAAGGUAGGGGAAUCAUAUCUUUUUAAUAUAUCCACCUUAAAUCCACUAUUACCCCCUUUCCCCCCCUCCCACCCUGGGCUUAUUUAUUUUAAGUGCAUUUAAGGGUGGCUUAAUAGGGAGGGGGCUUAAUAGACAGGGGGAGAUUAUUUGAGAGGGGGUAGGGCUUAUUAUAAUUUGGUGACAUAACAGCAGUUCACCACUCAUUGAUUGCUGUAAUUAUGAUUAUAUUACAGCUCGUGAGUGUUGUGUAUGUGAAUUCCUGCCCAGAUUAGAAUUGUAUAAAUGUACAGGUAAUACAGUCUGUCAUUUAUUGUUUUGGUUGUGAAGAAAAAAGGGGGAGGGGGGGUUUAAUAAAUUUCUUGCACCAAUGGGGGGAAUAGAGGAUUUAUGGUAUGUUGUUAGGGGAUCCUAGGAUGCCAACGACUCCCCCUUUGUAAGAAAGUGAUAAAUAAUAAAUCAAUCCAGUGAGAUAGUACCCUGGGGUGGAGAGGCUGACAAAAAUGUUUUUGAUUUCUAGCAGUGAUGGUAAUGGAGACGACCCCUUGGCCUUUCCAUCAACAUCUAGUGCAGGGUCAAAUGCAUCUGCUACAGAGGAAGAUAUUGACAAGUUGUCAGAGAUGUUCCCAAAUGAAACCAGAAAAGAACUAGAGAAUUGCUUAAAAGUCCAGGGAACUUUACGCCAGGCAGUGACCACAUUACUACAAUCUAAGACGUCUCUAGAGUUGUCUGAUGACGAUUCAGAUCUAAUGGAUUCUGUAUUUGAAGGACCACGCUCCCUUAGUGAAGAAUUGCAUGAUCUGCAAAAGAAUUUUGAUAAUGGCCAAAAGGAGAAACUGAAAGUAGAUGAAGAAGAUCUGCUGAAUGAUGCAAUGACAUACUACAAGGACAGUGACUUCAAUCCAUCGAAAAGACUUCGAAUUGUUUACACCGGCCAAGCUGCAGCUGAUACAGGUGGUGUUGUGCGUCACUUCUAUACCCAACUCCUUACUGGAAUUACCGAGACAUUUUUCCAGGGAAAAGAAUACUGCAGCCCUAUCUACAACAGUGAUACUGUAGCCUCUGGACUCAUGAAGUUAGUUGGUACAAUAAUUGUGCAUAGCAUACUGCAGGGAGGACCUGGUCUUCCUGUUUUUAGCCCAGGAAUAUACUAUUACUUGGCUACAGGCAAUGUAGAGGAAGCAAUUGACGGCCUUGCUGUGAUUGAUUGUUCUUUAGAGAUGAGAGAUUUUAUUUCAAAGGUAAUAAACAAUUUGCAGUAUGACACGACACAUUAUUUUUAUUUUCCUAAUCAACUGUUCUGUCCUCGUGUACCAGUAACAAAAAGAACAAAACAAAGACUAAACAAUAAACUACAAGAAAACAAUAGAUCACAAAGACAAUACAAUGUAAAAUCCGUUGUGUACUGUUACACCAGACACAGCCCCUCACAGACGUUCGCAGUCUGGAAGCGGAGGUUUAUGAGCCUGCUAGUUUUCCUAAGCAAGUUUCCUUCCCCUUACCCCUAUAAUCCCAUAAUAUCAUUUUUAACUACAUUUUGAAAUAUUCCUGUGGCAAUUACAAUGUAAGGGAAAUAUACAAGUUUUUAAGUAGCAACCUGCAUGAUACAAGGUGUGAAGCCUUCCAGUAUUGAAAUUCGAUAAUAAUCAUAUGCAAUCCUGCCUACCUUUGUUUCAUUUUUUGUAACCUUUCAAGCAGUGACUAGCCAUUUCCCUGAGGUUGAUACUUAGGGGGUCAAAUUAUUUUCAUUGAUUUCAUUGCUUGUUAAAUUUUCAGAUUGCAGAAGCAGAAGAUGUUGCCAAUCUUGACGAGGAGGAAGUAACAACCAUUCUUGCAAAUUGUGGACUUACCAUGAAACUGACAGUAAGGAUUGUUUCCUUGAGUUUUAAGCAGAUGACUGUAAGAAUCUAGAAUCUCAUUUCAGUGACCAUUUGGUAAAAUCGCUUCAUUUGUCUGAAGAUACCCUUACAUGUAGAUUAGCCAGUUUAAAAAUACAUUUUAAAAGUUUCAGUACCUCUUAUCUUUGAGAUAAUAAAUAAAAUGAAAUUGCUUAGCCUGAUUAUUAGGUGGUCCGUGCAUUUUGAAAUCAAAAGAUCAAGGAAUAUCUGAUAAUCAGGCUAGAGUGUGGUGAAAUUGUGAUUUUUGGCCCAACAGUUAAAAUCUUCGAGUUUAUGGGCAGGGGACAAAGUGCUACUAAAUCUGUCAAAUCCAUUCAACUUCUUAAAAAUGGCUACAAAUUCAUGCUCCAUUGCCCCUUUUUCAGAAUGACAACAAGAUGAGGGUGAUACGAAACCUGAUAGUCCAUGAUGCUAUUGCAAAGCCAAAGAUGGUGCUAGACCAACUGAGGGAGGGGUUAAAGACCCUUGGCUUUGGAAAAAGGAUGGAAUUGUAUCCAGACGUCUUUAAAGAAUUAUUUGUAGCAGGAGACAAGGAAGUGACUGCCAAUGACAUCAAGGGUCAACUGCAGUUCCCAUCAGAUUUAAACACAAACGAGGAGAACAUCAAAGAAUACAUGCUACAGUUUCUUAGAGAUGCAUCCAUCGAUGAGUUGAAGUCCUUCUUAGUCUUUGCCACAGGUUCACCAGGGCUACCUCUGUUCGGGCUAGGUAUCAUCAAGAUAGGGUUCGAUGAUACAGAAUCUAUAUUCUCAUCCACAUGUUCAUUUCGUGUAACCUUACCAAGGUCCUUUCCAGACCAAGGUACAUUUUCUUCUUCACUCACGGCUGUGUGUGAUAGCAAUGGAAAAGCCUUUUCUAGUGUUUAG
Porites lobata is the source of this 4955-nucleotide messenger RNA. The record is from the annotation of a GenBank genome assembly. NCBI's taxonomy places the organism in Eukaryota, Metazoa, Cnidaria, Anthozoa, Scleractinia, Poritidae.